Molecule: messenger RNA, 729 nt
Organism: Capronia epimyces CBS 606.96
Lineage: Eukaryota; Fungi; Ascomycota; Eurotiomycetes; Chaetothyriales; Herpotrichiellaceae
Exons: 3
Coding region: 1-729 (242 amino acids)
Source: RefSeq, a predicted model, not a curated record
AUGGUCGCCGCUACCAUCACCUUCGACCAAGCUGGCAUACAGCCUCCUGUCUAUGUUGCAGGAGUCUUUACAGAUUGGUCACCAAAGCAGAUGAACCACGAAACAAUCGAAAAGGACGGAGCCCUUGAGAGCCACUUCUCCUACACGUUCGAUCUUGAGCCAGGCGAGUACCAGUACAAGUUUCGACUGGGGCCCGGGGACUGGUGGGUUCUUGAUGAAUCCACGCCAACAGUGAACGAUGGUGCCGGAAAUCUCAACAACCUCCUGACCGUCAAGCCCGAAGAAACCGGACUUCCUGCAGAGGCACCCGCUGGACGGGAGCCGGAAGUGUCCGUGACCCCGGGCAGUGCAGGAGAUACACAGAUUUCGAACUUGAGUGAGGCGGAUGAAUCUACCGUCGUUCCUCCCGAACAUGAACCUCCAACAUCUGCCGUCCCCGUCACCCCGGAGACAAUCGUCGAAAACUUUGACGCAGCCAAGGAAGACACAAUCCCAGACGUUGCGCCUCCGCCAUACGAAGAGCAUCAUGCUGUUCCUGCAUCUUCGCCUCCUCAAGCGGCACCAUCUGCCCUGGACACCAGCAAUGAAAAGAUAUCGGCCGUCUCUGUCCCCGGAAAUGUCCAGUCUGAAUUGAAAAAGACCUCCCAGUCGUGGUAUGCGCAAAAUCCGGUGUUGUUAGCCGCCAUCGUCGUCGUCCCUGUCAUUGUCUCUUAUAUCUGGUAUCGAUAG